This is a messenger RNA of Mus pahari (shrew mouse), 1104 nucleotides long. Its product is annotated as zinc finger protein 791-like. The record is from RefSeq and is a predicted model, not a curated record. Gene Ontology annotation, molecular function: DNA-binding transcription repressor activity, RNA polymerase II-specific. NCBI's taxonomy places the organism in Eukaryota, Metazoa, Chordata, Mammalia, Rodentia, Muridae. Gene Ontology annotation, biological process: negative regulation of transcription by RNA polymerase II.
AUGGGUGCUGGGGGUCGCUGCCUCUCCUUCCGGUCUGGAACAAGCCCAGUGCACUGGAACAAUAAAUCCCUCUUGCUUUUUGCAUCGAUCCUGGUUCCAUGUGGUUCACUCAGCGGGUCUUCGGAGCCAGUGACCUUUGAGGAUGUGACUGUGAACUUCACCUCAAGAGAGUGGACUUUGUUGGAUUCUAGUCAAAAGCUCUACAGAAAUGUGAUGAAGAAAAUAUUUCUGAACCUGUUCUCCAUAGAGAAAACACUAGAAGAAAAUAUUGAAGAUGACCACAAUGAUCUCAGCCAAAAUCUGGGCUCCGGUUCUCAUCACUCUCAUGAAAGAAGUCACUCUGGAGUGGAACCCUUUGCUUGUAAAAUGUGUGGGAAAAUGUUCCUUCUCUCACAUCAUUUUAUCACACAUGAAAGAACUCACACUAGAGAGAAGCCUUAUGCAUGUAAGCAUUGUGGGAAAGCCCUCACCAGUUCUAGCUGCUGUAACACUCAUGAAAGAAUACACAAAACGAAGAAGCUCUCUGCAUGUAGGCACUGUGGAAAAACUUUCACCUGUUCCAAGUGCUGUAAAAUUCAUGAAGAAACACACACAAGAACAAAGGUUUAUGUGUGUAAGCAUUGUGAAAAAGCCUUCACCCACUCUCUUUAUCAUAACAGGCAUGGAAGAAUUCACACUGGAGAGGAUCCGUGCGUGCAUUGUGGGAAAACCUUCUCUAGUUCUUAUUAUGCUAACAUUCAUGAAAGAAUUCACUCUGGAAAGAAACCUUACACAUGUCAGCAUUGUGGAAAGGCCUUCAAUAGUUCUUUUUGUCUUAAUAGGCACGAAAGAAUUCACUCUGAAAAGAAGCCUUAUGCAUGUAAGCAUUGUGACAAAACCUUUGCCAUUUUGAGUUUCUGUCACACUCAUGAAAGAACUCACACUAGGGAGACACCUUAUGUGUGUAAGCACUGUGGGAAAGUCUUCACAGGAGCCAGUUAUCGUAAUGUUCAUGAAAGGGGUCACACCAGAGAGAAGCCUUACUAUGCAUGCAGGCAUUAUGGGAAAACUUUCACCACUUACAGUUGGAGUAAUACUCAUGAAAGACUUCACACUAGACAGUAG